UCUAUUCAAUUGAACACUUUGCUUUUUUUUGCUUUAGAAAAAUGAAUUGUCCAUUUAAUGGAAGCUGGUCCAGGAAUGAUGAUGUUGCCACGCCUUUAAAUACACAAGUUGGUAAAAUUUAUGGAGAAUAUCUGUUGUUGGAUAAAAUCCUGACGGCUCAAUGCAUGCUUUCUAAAGAGGAUGAUAGACCAGUUCACGAUGAACACUUGUUUAUUAUUAUACAUCAAGCAUAUGAACUCUGGUUUAAACAAAUUAUUUUCGAGCUGGACUCCAUACGUCAAAUGUUAAAUGAAGAAAAAAUCGAAGAAACUAAAACGUUAGAAAUAUUAAAACGUCUCAACCGAAUAGUUCUUAUACUAAAGCCGCCGUUGAGUGGACUCAACCAGCUUUACAGUGUCCUGUGCGUUUAUUUUUUGCAAUUCUUCCUUGAUGGCGAAUAUUAUUUUCCAAAUAAACCUACAGAUGUUCUAAAGGACUAAGGUCUGGUGAUUCUGAUAGUGUUUGAAGUUGCUGGGAACAUGGUUCAGCAGCCAAAUCCGUACGAUUGCUGCUGUAAGCAAAGAGUCGUUGUCCUGCUGAAACAAAAGAAUUGCCGCAAGCUCAAAUAUUCUGCCAUUUUCUUUGAAAUUUGUUUUUAGGAUAUUUAGAUACCCAUAUUUAUUCAUUAUAUAUAUAUAAUUUACGGCUAUAUAACCCUAAACCAUUACGGCUC
This is a messenger RNA of Teleopsis dalmanni, 712 nucleotides long. RefSeq names its product tryptophan 2,3-dioxygenase-like. The transcript is spliced from 4 exons. Gene Ontology annotation, molecular function: metal ion binding; L-tryptophan 2,3-dioxygenase activity; heme binding. Bases 42 to 479 code for a protein of 145 amino acids. Lineage: Eukaryota; Metazoa; Arthropoda; Insecta; Diptera; Diopsidae. The record is from RefSeq and is a predicted model, not a curated record.